Messenger RNA from Prosopis cineraria, 1157 nucleotides. Its product is annotated as protein MIZU-KUSSEI 1-like. Gene Ontology annotation, biological process: hydrotropism. The transcript has a single exon. NCBI's taxonomy places the organism in Eukaryota, Viridiplantae, Streptophyta, Magnoliopsida, Fabales, Fabaceae. Bases 126 to 926 code for a protein of 266 amino acids. The record is from RefSeq and is a predicted model, not a curated record.
UAUCAUAAUAAUAUUCCAUUUCUUCUCCUGCACUCGCUCUUUGUGUAGUUAUACUUAAAUGUGUGUCUAUAUAAUAUUUAUACACUCUCGUGUGUGUUCACACUUCAUACUCAUUCACCUUCCCGAUGAGCAUCAUCACCGCCAAAACCCCCAACGAUUCUUCCUUCUCCUUCUCCAGAAGAUAUUUCCAUUGGCGAAAGAACGCCGAUGCCGAUGAAGACGACGACGACGAAAUCUUAAAUACCAUCACGACGUCGUCGUCGUCUUCACACGAUCAAACCCCGAAGAAAGCCCACUCCAUUUCCAAGCUUAAAUCUGCUCUUAGUCUCACUUUCUUCGCCAAGACUCGCUCCCUCUACCACUCGGGCUCCACCACAACCCGACCGGUCAUCGGGACCCUCUUCGGCAGCCGUCGAUCUCAUGUGCGUCUCGCCUUCCAAUCCGACCAAAAGUCCACCCCCUCCUUCCUCAUCGAGUUGGCCACACCAACGAGCGUGCUCAUCCGUGAGAUGGCUUCCGGGUUGGUCCGGAUCGCCUUGGAAUGCGAGAAGGAGGGGGCGGCGGCGGCGGAGACAACAACAAAGAACAACAAGACGGUGAGAUUGCUGGAGGAGCCUCAUUGGAGGGCUUACUGCAAUGGAAGGAAAUGUGGGUACGCGAAUAACAAGAGAGAAUGUGGGGAAGAAGAGUGGAGGGUUCUGAAAGCGGUGGAGCCCAUAACGAUGGGAGCCGGAGUGUUGCCGGCGUUGGUGUCGGCGAGUGGGAAAGGGAAUGAGGCAGGUGGGUCCGACGGCGAGCUCAUGUAUAUGAGAGCCAAGUUCGAGAGGGUGGUGGGAUCCAAAGACUCCGAAGCCUUCUAUAUGAUGAAUCCUGAUGGUAACAAUAACGGAGGUCCUGAGCUCAGCAUUUAUCUGCUCAGAGGUUAACUUGGGAGCCAUUGUUGAUCAUCUUCGACCUUCUUAAGGUUAAAGAUUAUUUCGAAGAAUACUAUGUUAAAAUUGUAGCAUUGAUUAAUGGGAACGAAUUAUGGAGAGGGAUCACAGUGCAUGUAAUUUAUUUCAACGUACGUUGUGGCAUACUGGUAUGUGUACGAUGAAUUUCUUGUGUUUGAAUUGCAACGAAGAUGCAGAAGAAAUAGUUUAAUGACUGUUUAUGUU